AUGGCUGAAAGAAACCUCAAGGUUAUGGCUCACCAGAGAGUGAACAUGAGCCACCAGUGUGAUGCUGUAGUCAACAGAGCUAUUAGCAUACUGAGAUGCUAUUCGCGAAAAUCGGCUGGAAAACUAGCACCUGAUAUUGUCAGAAACAAUCGGACAAGAUCAUCUCCAAGCAGCAGCGCUCGGCGGCGGAGAGGCAGUGGAUCCUCCGUCGCCUUGGCCAGUCCCGGAGCACAAGGGCUGCGGCGCUGCGCAGGUCGAGCCGUGCUGUGCUGCGUGGUGCUGGCCGUGUGCGGGGCCGCUGCGGCCGGGCAGAUUCGCUACUUGAUCCCCGAGGAAAUGCAGAAAGGCUCUUUCGUGGGCAACAUCGCGCAGGACCUGGGGCUGGAGGCCAAGGCGCUAUCGGAGCGCGGCGUGCGCGUGAUUUCCAGAGGUAGGACACAGUAUUUCGCAUUGAAUGUAAAGAGCGGCCAUUUAAUCACGGCGGAGCGGCUAGACAGGGAGCAGCUGUGCGGCCGGGCAGAGAAGUGUCUGCUGAACUGCGAGGUUAUAGUGGAGCAUGACAUGAAGCUGUAUGGAGUGGAAGUCGAAAUCAGAGACAUAAACGACAACGCUCCCAGCUUUCAGGAAGAGGAGGUGGAGUUUCAAGUUAGUGAGACAACAGCACCGAGAUCCCGGUUUCCCCUUCAUGAGGCUCACGAUCCAGAUUUGGGGAUUAAUUCUCUUCAGACCUACCAGCUCAACAAUGAUAAACAUUUCUCUUUAGCUGUACAGGCUGGAUCUGACGGAGAUAAAUACGCAGAACUGGUGCUGGAAGGCGCUCUGGACCGGGAAGAACAGGCGACUCACGACCUCGUCCUCACCGCCACUGACGGCGGAGAUCCGGUCCGCUCCGGCACCGCACAUAUCAGAAUUAUCGUUCUCGAUGCAAACGACAACGCGCCGGUUUUUAGUCAGCCUGUCUACAGAGUGGAUGUUUCCGAAAAUGUUCCGAGGGAUUCCACGAUACUGACAGUUCAAGCCACGGAUCUGGACGAAGGCGUUAACAAAGAAUUAAAAUACUCCUUCAGAAAAAUAACAGAGAAAGCGUCCAAAGUCUUCCACCUGGACUCCAGGACGGGGGAUGUCAUGGUCGUGAAGGUCCUGGACUUCGAGGAGGCCUCCUUGUACGAAAUGGAGGUGCAAGCGCACGACGGCGGAGGCCUCUUCGACAGGUCGAAGGUCGUGAUCUCUGUCAGCGACGUGAACGACAACGUCCCCGAGAUCAGGAUCACCUCCCUGCUCAGCUCUGUCCCCGAGGACUCCCCGCCGGGAACCGUAAUCGCCCUCUUGAUCGUGCAGGACCAGGACGCCGGAGAGAACGGCGCCGUCACAUGCACCAUCCCGGACCACGUCCCUUUCCGGCUGCAGAAAUCCUUGGAUACAUAUUACACUUUAGUGACGGCCAGAGACCUGGACCGGGAGCAGGUGGCGGAUUACAACGUGACGGUCACGGCCCGGGACCGCGGGGCGCCGCCGCUGUGGUCCGCCACGACGAUCGCGGUGCAGGUGUCGGACGUGAACGACAACGCGCCGGCCUUCAGCCAGGCGGCCUACAGCGUGUGGGUGAGCGAGAACAACGCCCGCGGCGCCUCGGUGUUCUGCGCGCGGGCGGCCGACGCGGACUGGGGCGACAACGCCCGGGUGACGUACUGGCUGGCGGAGGGCGAGCUGCAGGGCGCGCCGCUGUCGUCGUGGCUGUCGGUGCAGGCGGAGAGCGGCGCGGUGCAUGCGCUGCGCGCCCUGGACUACGAGCAGGUGCGCGAGAUCCGCUUCGCCGUGGAGGCGCGGGACGGCCGCGCGGCGCAGCUGCUGGGCUCGGCCGGCGGCGCCCUGGCCGGGGUGCCCGUCUCGCACUUCGCGGGCAUCGACGGCGUCCGCGCUUUCCUGCACUCCUACUCCCAGGACGUGUCUCUCACGGCGGGCUCCAGGAAGAGCCAGUGGAGCUUCGGCCCGCCCAGCUCUGCCGGCACCCUGCCUCGGCCGCCGGCGGGACAGGGCAAGGAGCCUGCCCCGGUGGAUAAGGAUUCAAAGGUGUGUGAGGCGGACCAGGCUGCGCUGCAGUUUCGCCUUCCGACUAGACUCUAG
This is a messenger RNA of Alligator sinensis (Chinese alligator), 2124 nucleotides long. Its product is annotated as protocadherin gamma-A5-like. The transcript has 4 exons. Gene Ontology annotation, cellular component: plasma membrane. The record is from RefSeq and is a predicted model, not a curated record. Bases 1 to 2124 code for a protein of 707 amino acids. NCBI's taxonomy places the organism in Eukaryota, Metazoa, Chordata, Crocodylia, Alligatoridae. Gene Ontology annotation, molecular function: calcium ion binding. Gene Ontology annotation, biological process: homophilic cell-cell adhesion.